UCAUAUAGCAGGCAAGGCAAGUGAGGUGACCUAUGGGUAACCUACAAAAUACAGCGUUAUCGCCGCGCGAAAAAAUACCUUGCGGGCAUGUAAGUGACGUAGGCUUUACCUGGCCAGAGCUGCACAAACUGAAAAGGUAUGCAAAUUUAAAUUUCAAGGAUUGCAUAAAGAAUUCAGAACAUGUACGUGCUCUCACAACCCUCGGGCAGAAUCUACACGGAACUAGACCUACUAAGUUACACUUCCUUGAAGUGUCUUGAAAAAUAAGGUUGUUGUACAAGAGCAUAGUCUAGCAGAAUUCCUUGCAAUGUCUCUGAUCUAUAUGCUUCUGGUACUUUUUGCCGUGGAGUGUAAGGGGCAACCAGCAGUCGGUUGCCACGGCUCGGCAGACAAGUGGGUGUGCAGUCCAGUCGCAAACGUUGGGCACGGGCAACUUGCUGAUAUCCAGGCCAUGCUGAUCGCCCAACAGGUGCAGAUCAUGCGACUCCAGAAGGACUCGGAAAGUUGUACAUGUGACUCAGAGAUCAGUCGCCUGUCUGAUCUAUUGGCUGAACAGAGGAACAUCACAGAAAAUCUGAAGGAGCGAGUCACACAGCUUGAGGAGAUCACAGAACCAGUCUCUUGCCCUGCUGACUACCAGAAGUUUAACAGGACCUGUUACCGGUUCUCAACUGACAAGAAACCGUACAGCGAGGCACGGGAUACUUGUCAUGGAGAGGGCGGUAUCCUAGCAACAGUGAAGGAUGAGGAUACCCACAACUUCCUGGCCAAUCACGUGAGCUCUACAACUCAUCGAAACACCUGGAUCGGACUGAGUGACCUGGCGACUGAGGGACUGUGGGUUUGGGACGACGGCACCUUGCUUCUUGGUCAAGGAAUCUGGGGAACAGGUGAACCAAACGGUGGCAGAGGGGAAAACUGUGCUCACAUCUUCCCAUCUAAGAACUACCGCUGGAAUGACGGUCCAUGUUCCAGGUCUUACAACUACAUCUGUGAAAUCCGUGGCUAGACCAUAGCUACUAUACAGUGUUGUGACAAAUUACAUGUAACAAAUACGGCAUGGGCUUUUGGCACAAAUGUCACCUGUACAGUCUGCCAUAGACUGUGUAGUAAUAUAGUAGCAAUAUAGUAGCAAUAUUUCAAUAAAGUAGUAAUAUUGUAGCAAACCCACAAAACUGACAUAUUGUACAAUAUAUUUUACUCUCAAGCACUAUCCAUAGAUUCACAAGAUGAGAAAAUAAGGUUUAUUUCAUAAUGGCCCCCUGCCUUUAUGUUCCAUGGCACAACAGCAUUUACAUGUACUAGUAUGCUACAUGUAUGACACAGUUAACAUGUAAUGGCAGUAAAUCUAGCCAAGUAUCAUAUAUAAAAAAAGUUCUGGUGUAUGAAAUGGUUAUACCUUAUUGUAGUUUGAACUCUGCCUUGGUAAAUUUAGCCUAAUAAGGCUUUUGUUGCCUGCACUGACUGUCUCUUGAAAAUAGAACUGACUGGUUUAUAGGGUUUAUUCCUGGCAAGAUUGUUUGGGUAAAAUGCCUCUUGUGGUCAAUCUCAAGAUGCUUUAAAAAUCUCAUGUUCUUGAUACAUGUACUUUUGUCCCUUUUUUACAGACGUAACUCCUGUACUUGACAUUACUGACUAUUAGUAAAAUCACUGUAGAUGUUUUUAAUUUUGUGUUGGUUAUAUUUCAUGGAAGGAGGGAAAAAUGUUUUGACCAAUGUUUUGAAUUUGCUGUUGAAACAAUUCUGUAGUACAGAUUUCUAUAGUAAAAUUUUGUAGUACAUUUUGUACUAGUAAUACAUUUGCAGUUGAGAGUUCGCAAAAAUAAAACCCCUGUGAAAGUUCCCUCUGCAUUUACAGUAUAGUACUGGACUCUUUAAUAUCUUGUGUGCUCCCCAAAUCACAAAACCCCAGCCUAUAGUCUCUACUCUCUAGUCACAAAAAAAAGCAGCAUUUCCACACUAUGUGGUAAAUGUGAUGGUCUUCACGCAUGGCAAGAAGCAAAAGGCCUUCUGGCUCAAGCCUUUGGCCUGGUGUUCACGUAGACAAAAAGUGUGAUGAGCAGGACAAUAGCUCCGAGCACUGGUAGCACAAUUGUCACCACCUGUG
This is a messenger RNA of Branchiostoma belcheri (Belcher's lancelet), 2106 nucleotides long. Its product is annotated as perlucin-like protein. Bases 308 to 1009 code for a protein of 233 amino acids. The transcript has 4 exons. NCBI's taxonomy places the organism in Eukaryota, Metazoa, Chordata, Leptocardii, Amphioxiformes, Branchiostomatidae. The record is from RefSeq and is a predicted model, not a curated record.